UGUACAAGGUUCAAAUAUUCCCCCGAUAGUAAAGGUAUAAGAGCCACUGCAGGUAAACAGAAGAGGCAAGACCUGAUUACAGGAUAUCUUCAGCAGCAGAAAGACAUAGAUAUUACAGGACGAUGUUGUCAGCUGACCCAGUGACGAUCCUUCUGUCUGUUGUUGUCAUCCUCUUCUUGGCCUAUAUAUACAACAAGAGACAAGACAAGUACAAGAAUUUCCCACCUGGACCCAAACCAUGGCCAAUUAUCGGAAAUAUGCUCGGUAUCGACAUGAAGAAACCUCAUAAGACAUUUAUAGAGUUAUCCAAAACGUAUGGUCCAGUGAUAGGUGUCCAAAUAGGGAGUGAGAAAAUGGUUGUCCUCUGUGGAUAUGACGCUGUGAAGGAUGCUUUAAUUAACCAUGCCGAGGAAUUUUCUAACAGGCCAAGGGCACUAAUACUUCAGAAAAGCCAAAGUGAACAUGGCCUUGUCUUUACCAAUGGAGAAACCUGGAAGGUGAUGAGAAGAUUUGCUCUUUCCACACUACGAGAUUAUGGGAUGGGGAAGAGAACUAUAGAAGAUAAGAUUAGUGAGGAAGCGGAAUGCUUGGUACAGACUAUUAAGUCACAUGGAGGGAAGCCUUUUAACAAUUACACUAUCAUAAAUGCAGCUAUAGCCAACAUUAUUGUAUCCAUACUACUGAGCCGUAGAUUUGAGUAUGAAGACCCUAAUAUACAGAAGCUCAUGACUUUAGUCAAUGAGAAUAUUAAACUUAUGGGUUCACCUAGAGUCAGGCUGUACAACAGCUUUCCAUUUCUGGCAGGUUUGCUGCCUGGGGGCCAAAAGAAGAUGGAUGCCAAUAGUCAACAGCUUCAGAGCUUUAUGAGAGCAACAUUUAUCAAGCAGAGGAAGGAACUGGAUGUAAAUGAUCAGAGAAACCUUGUUGAUACCUUUCUGGCCAAACAGCAAGAGGGGAAGCCAGAAUCUACUCUGUAUUUCCAUGAUGAAAAUUUAACUGCCCUGGUGAGCAACUUGUUUGGGGCUGGAAUGGAGACAACAUCCACCACUCUGCGAUGGGGCUUUCUGCUAAUGAUGAAAUAUCCUAAUAUACAAAAGAAAGUACAAGAAGAAAUUGAAAAAGUAAUUGACACAGCUCAGCCUAGAUUAGAGCAUAGGAAACAAAUGCCUUACACUGAUGCUGUCAUUCAUGAGAUCCUGCGCUAUGGCGAUAUCGCACCUGCAAGUCUUCCACAUGCAGCGUCAAAAGAUGUCACAUUUAGAGGAUAUUUCAUUCCAAAGGGAACCACAGUCAUCCCAGUGCUCUCCUCUGUUCUGAGGGAAAAGUCCUACUUUGAAAAACCAUAUGAGUUCUACCCAGAGCAUUUUCUUGAUUCUAAAGGCAAUUUCAAGAAGGUUGAUGCAUUAAUUCCAUUCUCUAUUGGAAAAAGAAGCUGUGCCGGAGAAACAUUGGCUAAGAUGGAGCUGUUCCUCUUCUUUACAACACUGCUGCAACACUUCGCUUUCCAGGCCCCUCCCGGAGCUGUGCUGGACCUCACCCCUGCACUGGGGGCCACAAAUGGCCCAUUACCAUAUGAAAUGUGUGCGAUCUCCCGCAUUUAGAUUUAGUCUGCUCUGAAAUACAUUGUAAUUUAUUAAAAUAUAAUUUUUUUUAUUAUUUGUUGAAAUAAAAAUAAAAAAUAACUC
Rana temporaria (common frog) is the source of this 1685-nucleotide messenger RNA. Its product is annotated as cytochrome P450 2K4-like. NCBI's taxonomy places the organism in Eukaryota, Metazoa, Chordata, Amphibia, Anura, Ranidae. The record is from RefSeq and is a predicted model, not a curated record. The coding region runs from base 123 to 1601 and encodes 492 amino acids. Gene Ontology annotation, cellular component: cytoplasm; intracellular membrane-bounded organelle. Gene Ontology annotation, biological process: xenobiotic metabolic process. Gene Ontology annotation, molecular function: iron ion binding; oxidoreductase activity, acting on paired donors, with incorporation or reduction of molecular oxygen, reduced flavin or flavoprotein as one donor, and incorporation of one atom of oxygen; heme binding. The transcript is spliced from 10 exons.